Messenger RNA from Cyprinus carpio (common carp), 3129 nucleotides. Its product is annotated as immunoglobulin superfamily member 2. Lineage: Eukaryota; Metazoa; Chordata; Actinopteri; Cypriniformes; Cyprinidae. The record is from RefSeq and is a predicted model, not a curated record.
UUUACUGCAGAGAUGAGGGAGAAAGCGGAAGGAUCGAUCAGGUUAAGGAUGGUGGACUUUUGGUGCCGACUGUGGCACCUGCCACUUAUGCUGUAUCUCACAGGACUCCUGCAGUUUGAUCUGUGCAGUGGUCAGAUUCAGGUCCAGAUCCAGGAAGGUCCUCUGUAUAGAGUGAAAGGAUAUCCCAUCUCCAUAUCCUGUAAUGUUACAGGGUUUACAGGCCCACCUACCCGGGAUUUUCAGUUCAUUCUCAAGAAACCAAAUAUGGAGUUAAAUAUAAUCAGUACCAGUGACCCAGAAUUUGCCUACGGAGUGUUCUCCGGUAGAACAAGAAAUAAAGAGAUUUAUAUUCAAAGGCUGUCAGGAUCUUCAGUUCUCUUGUGGAUCAACAAUUUGCAGGAGAAUGAUGCAGGUGAUUUGCUCUGUGUGACCCUACACACAGGUGGUGUAUAUUACGGAGAUUAUGAUGAUGAAGCAAAGCUUAAUGUGAUUGCAGACACUCUGGAGGCAUCAUACUCUGGCUCUCCCUCUCAGAGCUUGUCUGAAGGUGAUCCUCUUCAGCUUGAGUGCCAGGUCUCCAGCCAGACUUUUCAACAUACUCAUCUGAUGGUCUCCUGGUUUCUCUAUGGUGAAGAGGAUGAAAACCCCCGGCCAAUCAUUACUCUGGACAGAGAUCUGACUGUGAAGCCAGGAGCUGGAUUUGAGGAUCGCUAUCGUGCUGGUCUUAUCAGCAUGGAUAAGGUGGAGGACACAACCUACAGACUGAAGAUGCCUCAAGUGCAGCAGUCAGACCAGGGGAAGUUCUUCUGCAAAGCCACUGAGUGGAUUCAAGACCCAGACCGUUCCUGGACACAGAUCGCCCACAAAACCACCGCAGCAUGCGAUGUGGAGAUUAAACGAAUCGUGGCCCCUGAUGCAGGCUCCUUCAUUGUUUAUCUGAAGGCUUCAAAGGGGCCACUACAGGAGGGAGACGCACUGGACAUCCGCUGCAGUGUGAAUGCACAGAACCUUCCUGGUCAUUUCUUCUCGGUGACUUGGCUGAAGAACCAGCAGAAAGUGGCCCAGAUUGGAUCUUCUGGGGUUCUCACCAUGUUCGACAAAGAGCGAGAGAAUGCAGCAGAGAUGAGAGCAGUGAAAACCAGUCACAUGGACUACCUGCUGACCAUCCGUUCAACUCGGACUGAGGACCAGGGCCAAUACCAGUGUGAAGUAUGGCAGGAAAACAUGAAUGAAGAUGGCACCUUCAAAAAAAUACAAAAACAAAUAUCCAGUCCAGAGACUGUGAGCAUCACGGCUAAAGAGAGUGAUCUGGCGGUGGUCAUGGCGAUGAAGGACGCGGUGACUGAAGGAGAUGCACUACGGGUCGUCUGCUCAGUGUCGGGAUUCAAAGGUCCUUUAUCAGUGUCAUGGCAACACAAGAAAGACUCGGGGGCUUCCUUCAGUGAUGUCAUUAGUCUUACCCAUGAGGGAGUGAUGAAAGAUGUUGGGUCAAGGUAUCAGAGCAGAAAUGUCCAAACAUUUCAUUCUCCAGCUGGAAACUUUACUCUAGAGCUUGGUGCAUCUGCAACAUCUGACAGUGGCGAAUAUAAGUGCAUUGUGUCUGAAUGGACAGUACAGAGCAAUGGCGAGAUGAAGAAAGCCAACACCCACUCUCAGCAAAAAGCCAUUAUAGUUAAUUCUAUUGAUUCUCUAAUGAAGGUGAGCUUGAAAAGUCGUACAUCAAAUGUACCUAUAGACUCUCCAGUAGAACUGCUAUGCAUAGUCAGAGGGCCUAAAGUGUCUUUGGCUGUACGCUGGAUGUUUCAGCCCCGCAAUUCAACUGUUCAAACAAAUAUUUUAUCCAUAAGCCACACUGGAGAAAUGGCCUGGAGAGCAGAUCAGAGAAACUAUCAGCUGUCCAUUCAAGCACAACCGACAGACACUCAUUUCACUCUCAAGGUGCCGAGAGCCAGUAAGCAACAAGAAGGACAGUACCAGUGUCAAGUUGAUGCCUAUCAAAAGGAUGUACAGAAAGCCUUGAAGAACUCCAACCUAUUAGCUGUGAUUGUACAAAAACCUGUCAGCAAGAUGAGCCUGUACUCACCCACUUCUCGUCUGGAAACCACUGUCAACGCUGAGGCCAAGCUUGAAUGCUCAGUCACGAGGACAACCACAAAUACCUCUCGUUUCACGGUAACAUGGAUGUUUGGGUCCCAGAUGCUCUUAGCAAUGGACCUAGAUGCUGUUGUCAAGUUUGGCCCUGCAGCCGGACUAGAGAUGGACCAGAGGAUCCGUAUGGAAAUAAGACAGAAGCAGAGCUUCCAGCUGACUAUCCACCAGGUCAGAACAUCUGACAGUGGACAAUAUCAUUGUGAGGUGGAAGAGUGGCUCCAGGAUCCUCUUGGUGACUGGUAUUCCCUAAAGAAUAUGUCUGUUUCCACAGAGAUGGUUGUCAAAGAGAAAGAAAUUAAACUGCGUGUUCAGAAGGACAAUCGAAUGCUCAACAUUACCAAUCAUCAGGCUGGGUUCACCAUUGACUGUGUCAUUGACUCACAAUCCAGUGAUACGUCUGUCUUUGAGGUCACCUGGUUCAAGGUUCAGGAAGAAGGACCAGUCACUAUAUUCACUGCCAGGCGUGACGGUAUCUUACACAGUGCAAUUACUGACAAAAAUCUGGUGUUUGGACGACCACUUGCCACACACUAUAAACUGACUGUGCCACAGAUCAGUCCCACGGAUGUGGGGCAAUACUACUGUCAGGUUGAGGAGUGGCUUCUAACUGCUAACACCUGGAAGAGAUUUGCUUCAGAUAAAUCUGGAGAGCUCUCCAUCUAUGUUCACACUGAAGGUGAUUCUAAAAUACAGAUAAACCCAUUGUGAAUAACAUUGGCAAUCGCUAUUCCUCUGAUAUGUAUUCUUGUAUUGGUCAUAAUAUUGUUGUCGAGAAAGGGCCACAAGAAGAAACCUGAACUGAAGAAGAAGAAGAAGAAGAAAGACUGUCUGUGGGCUGAAAAAAAUGGCCUUACUCUUGUGCCUACUUCCGAUUAGAUUGUUGUUUUAAAACGCUCAGGAUCAGAUUGCAGUUUCUUUAUUAUCAAUUCUAUGAUUACAUACAUUCAAACAGUAAUCAUUUCACUUUUAAGAAAGCUG